UCCCAAAUUAUAAAUCAAUUCAAAUUAUCAGAACCGGAUUCCGAUUCCGCAGGUAGUAAGUAUCACGCAAAACGCAGGAAAAAGUUUUCAAAAUUCAAUCUUUAUAACCCUGCGGCUGCUAAGGAAAAGCAUUGGCUGAUCAAAGAUUAAAAUAGCUUGAAUGGCAGAGAAACCUGAAGCAGUGCAAGUUCUAUACUGUUCUGUAUGUUCUCUUCCGCCGGAAUAUUGUGAAUUCGGUCCCCAUUUUGACAAGUGCAAACCUUGGUUGAUCAAAAACGCUCCCGAAAUAUACCCACAUCUUCUUUCAGAGACAAAUGAAAAGGAGGCUGAUGAGGUUUCCUCUCAGCUUCAAUCAGUUGGGUUAUCUUCAGGGGAAGCGUCAUCGUCUAAGGAAGAAGAAGUUAAACGUCUACCAGGUGGUAAAAUAAAGAAGAAAGAAAAGCUAGAAGUUGUAAUUGAAAAGGUUGUACGGAACAAGCGCAAAUGUAUCACCAUUGUGAAGGGGUUGGACCUAUUUGGCAUUAAACUUAGUGACGCUUCUAAAAAGCUUGGGAAAAAGUUUGCCACAGGAGCGUCAGUUGUUAAGGGGCCAACUGAGAAAGAGCAAAUUGAUGUUCAAGGAGACAUAUCAUAUGACAUUGUGGAAUUCAUUACAGAAUCCUGGCCAGUGGUGCCUAAAAAUUCUAUUUACUUCAUUGAAGAUGGUAAAAAAGUUGCAGCAGCUUGAUGUCAGAGCUUCUUGAGGGAGCUCCGCUCAACUCUUUGAAAUGAUCGCCAAUUUAUAAACUAAUCUGUAGCUUGCUGAAUGGAGCAUCUUAACUUCUCCAUUAGUCGGAUGAACGACCUUUGAAUCUACUAUAGUUAUUGCGGAAAAACCUCAUACUUGUGAUACAAAAUUUUGUAUCAGUGGAAUGUCAAAACUGUUCACUUUUUCUGGUCUGACUAGUUGAUCUAGUAGAAUCUUGCUACACUACAUAUAAAUAUAGUUCUAAUGUUUAUUUUAA
This is a messenger RNA of Mangifera indica (mango), 1004 nucleotides long. RefSeq names its product translation machinery-associated protein 22-like. Gene Ontology annotation, molecular function: translation initiation factor activity; mRNA binding. NCBI's taxonomy places the organism in Eukaryota, Viridiplantae, Streptophyta, Magnoliopsida, Sapindales, Anacardiaceae. The transcript is spliced from 7 exons. The record is from RefSeq and is a predicted model, not a curated record. Gene Ontology annotation, biological process: formation of translation preinitiation complex; translation reinitiation. Bases 161 to 727 code for a protein of 188 amino acids.